AAGUUUGCCAUAUCUAUUCCUUCUUCUCUAAUCUUCUAUUCUUUCCUAAUCUUUCUCUGCUGAGACAUUGUUCAUUUUCAAUGGAGAACAAUAGUAAGAUUCUGAUAAUUGGAGCAACAGGGUUCGUCGGAAAAUUCAUGGUGGAAGCAAGUGUUAAAGCUGGUCACUCCACCUUUGCCCUGGUUCGAGAGUCCACUCUUUCUGAUUCAUCAAAAUCAUCCAUCAUUCAAACAUUCAAAACCUUGGGUGUCAACCUGCUUUUGGGAGAUAUUAAUGACCACCAGAGUUUGGUUAAGGCGAUAAAGAAGGUGGAUGUGGUGAUAUCUAUGGUGAGUCACAGGCAGUUACAAGAUCAAUAUAACAUCAUUUCUGCUAUUAAGGAAGCCGGAAAUGUUAAGAGGUUCUUUCCUUCGGAGUUUGGAAAUGAUGUGGAUCAAACUCAUACUGUAAAUGAAGGACAAGAGCUGUUUGACAGAAAAGCUAAACUUCGUCGAACCAUCGAGGCUGAAGGAAUUCCUCAUACCUAUGUUGCGGCUAACUUUUUCACUGGACACUUCCUACCCACUUUGUCAGAACUUCAUAGGAUAAAAACACCACUUGAUAAGGUUGUUAUUCUUGGGGACGGAAACAUCAAAGUUGUUCUUAAUACGGAAGAAGAUGUUGCCACUUACACCAUUAGAAGUGUUGAUGAUCCAAGAACCUUGAACAAAAUUCUCUAUGUCGGACCACCAGGUAACACCUUGUCGUACAAUGAUCUGGUAUCUCUCUGGGAGAAGCAUCACUAUGAAACUCUUAAAAGAGUCUAUGUCUCGGAAGAGNUAUUUAAAAGAAGAAACAUGAUAAGGGAGCAAGGCAACCUAUUUAUAUAUAAAGACUCCAUUUGCCCGCUCUUCAUAACAAAUUAA
Messenger RNA from Vigna umbellata (rice bean), 905 nucleotides. Its product is annotated as phenylcoumaran benzylic ether reductase Pyrc5-like. Gene Ontology annotation, molecular function: oxidoreductase activity. NCBI's taxonomy places the organism in Eukaryota, Viridiplantae, Streptophyta, Magnoliopsida, Fabales, Fabaceae. The record is from RefSeq and is a predicted model, not a curated record.